Molecule: messenger RNA, 2650 nt
Organism: Trichoderma asperellum CBS 433.97
Lineage: Eukaryota; Fungi; Ascomycota; Sordariomycetes; Hypocreales; Hypocreaceae
Molecular function (GO): protein binding
Source: RefSeq, a predicted model, not a curated record
CCACAAUUCACAGGCUCCGCCUCUAUCCAUUCACAUUAUUUGUGAUAAUCCUCCUGUUCUUAAAUUACUUGCAGAAUCACUAUAUUCCUACGCUCUUUGUCGCCUUGAUAAGCAUCAACUCCCUUCUCAAUCUGGAAUUAUUACCAUGGAGACAGACGAUUCAUCUAUGGAGAAGUACUUUGCUCUUCUCAAGCAACAAAAGUUACAGCUCAAAGAAGCUCAAGCCUACAAAGGACAGACGCCCCCGGCUUCAAUAAAGCGCUCCCGGAGUGCCCUUCAGCAAGAGUUUUAUCUCGCCGCAUUGGGCGCACGCAUGCGCAGCUUGUCUCACGAACAUGUCGUCCGCAGUUGUUUCAUAGGCGCAGCGUAUCCGCCCUGUACUCUGCCUCUCUCCAGCCUCGUACCGAUACAUCUUCGCGAUCUCACGCUCGAAACGCAGCAUCGUGGUCGUGUCCUCAUCCUCAGAGCUUUCUGUGAGCCAAACGUGAUAGUGGCCAUCCAGAAUGCAGUCGAGGAUGAGCGCGGAGACGUGGAUCGCCUCGCCAUCUAUAACCUGCCCCCGACUGCUGAAGCCAACGCAGUUCUUCCUCAGGGUGCCAUCGUGGCAAUCAAAGAACCAUACUACAAGCGCACCGCUGAUGGUGGCCUCUUUGUGCGAGUCGAUCAUCCUACCGACUUUGUGCUGCUCAAGCCCGGCAAUAGCAUCAUUCCCCGGGCUUUAGCACCCCGCACAAAGAAGUUGAAGCAGUCGGCGAUUGGCCUGAAGGAGGAGGGCAAUGCAAAAUUCAAGAGAGGCGAUUUCCAAGUGGCCGUUGAAAUCUACUCCGAUGCCCUGGAGGCUUGUGGCCUGGAUGCAGGUGACGAUGAACUUCGGCAAGAUCUGCGCCGAAAUCGUGCCGCUGCAAACUUGCGCCUUGGUCGCUUCGAGCUGGCUAUCAAGGAUGCACUGGCUUCCAUGAUCUCAACUGAAGAUGCAUCGGAAGCAGUCAAGAGGAUAAACAUCAAGGCCCUUUACCGAGCAGGUAAGGCCGCCUAUGAGAUGCAAGACUUUGCUCAAGCAAAACGAUGCUUUGGCCAGGCACUUGAACUCGAUGGAGCCCACAAAGAGUCUCGAGAUGAAUUUUUUCGGACUGUGAAGCGCAUCUCGGAACAGGAGAACGGAGGCUAUGAUUUUUCGAUGAUGGCCAAGUCUGCUACCGCGCAGCAUUACCAACUGGAUCACGCUUCCUUUAUGAGACGUGUCAAAGUUGGCCCGGCAGAGGGCCGUGGUCGUGGACUCUUUGCUACGGAGGUGCUGAAGCCAGGUGAUAUCGUUUUUGUAGAAAAAGCUUUCUACGUAGCACAUCCGGACCAAGGGGACAUAUCGGUGCUUCUCAACGUCAACACCGAUCGCGUCUCUCUCGGAACACAUAGCCUACGGCUCCAGGGGAUCGUUGAAAAGAUAACCUGGAAUCCAACGCUUGCCAAUAAGUACACUGAUCUUUUCGAUGGCGGUAAGUUUGGCAACGACAAGGAAUUUAAGGUGGUUGAUGGAAGAGUUGCCGUGGAUACGUUCCGGGUCCAAUCUAUUGCAGAGCUCAAUGGCUUUGGUUGCCCCAGAGUCAAAUCAGGAGACAAGGAGCAACGCGAAACAGAGAAGACAGAUCUUGAUCAAAGCACGGGUAUCUGGCUGCAGGCAUCGUACUCGAACCAUUCGUGUCUCCCAAACGCGACCCGAGCCUUCAUAGGCGACAUGAUGGUAGUCCGCGCCGCACGAGAUAUUCCAGCCGGGGGAGAAAUCUUCAUGGGAUACGGCGCCCUAGAGAAGCCCUUUGCCGAGCGGCAGAAGAGAUUAAAGAAUAGCUAUGGGUUUGAGUGCGAUUGCGACCUCUGCCGCGCAGAGGCAAAGGUUCAAAAGGCCACCAUGGACAAGCGCGCUCGACUCUGCAAGGAAAUCGACUCAUUCUUGUCCGCGAAUGAAGUGACCAAUCGCAACCAGUUUACCUUCUCGGCGGCAAAGAAGGCUAGGGCGAAGAAACUCCUGGGAGAAAUCCGAGAGACGUACCCCAAGGCACACUUUGAGCGUCUUCCUCGGCCGGACUGUCUGCAUAUCAAUUUUUGGGUGGCUAGAACAUCUGGCGGGAACCCUCAACAAGCACUCGGCAAGUUCCUAGAUGUUCUUCGCGAUUCGGGCUAUUUUGUUAGCAUUCAAGGCACAAACGUGACGAUUGAUCGUAAGGCGGCGAUUGGUUAUAGUGCUGCAAUCCACGCAGCAAUGUACGCCUCCCAGUGCUUGAUGGCCGUUGGCAACCACGGCGCCGCUUCUGCGCUCGAGGCUUUGGGUAGAGAGAUUUUUACCGCCCAAACCGGCGCUGAUGAAGGGUUCGAACUGGAGUUUAUGCUCUGAGAUUUGGCACCCUUAGACAUUAUGCUGUAGACUUUUGUUCGCUUAACUCAUCAAUGAGUAGGCAGGGCAGGACUGCUCCAGCGAGUCAUUUUAUUUGGCGAGACAUUGAGAACUGAGCGAAGGGGAAUGAAAAAUGAUAUCUUGACUAUAGGAAGCCAGCGCAUACUCGAGGAUUCUUAACUAGUAAUAAGAACAAUCACCUCUGAAAUACCCGCCCUUGCCAUUUCUGAGAGGAAUCAGUGAGAAACUGGUGGCCAGAGUCAU